AUGCGUGUCAAAAUUGAUCUCCUCUCCUACUGUUUCGACACUUUCAUUAAUUUAUUGGGUAUCAUAUUCAAUAGCGUCCUACUGUACGUUGUGUGCCGACAUACACCUCGAAAAAUGCGUACUUAUUCGGUGCUCAUCAUUAACACUAUUAUUGCCGACUUUCUGAUCGCCUUCUGUGGAUUUCUCACAUCCAACAGGUUGAUCCCGUCUGGAGAGGCAAUAGUGUUUGUUUCGAACGGUCCUUGCGCACGAAUCGGCUCCAGAUUUUGUUUGUUGGUCUACGAAACUUUGGUACACGCUCUUGCUCAUGGAUUGAUGUCACAGUUCAUUUCAUUCUCCUAUCGCUACUAUAUUCUCGUGAAUACUCGAACACCGACACGGCUACAGCUGACCGCCAUUUGCCUGCUCGUUUACAUGCCUUCGUUCUUUCUCUAUGUGAGUGUUUCUCUUCGCAUUUUCAAUACACCUCCUCCAAAACGGAUGAUUCUUCCAAACUGA
Messenger RNA from Ostertagia ostertagi, 498 nucleotides. NCBI's taxonomy places the organism in Eukaryota, Metazoa, Nematoda, Chromadorea, Rhabditida, Trichostrongylidae. The record is from the annotation of a GenBank genome assembly.